AUGGACAAAACUUGGAUUCUUAAGUCACGAGAUAGCAUAGAAUAUAAACGAGGACUUAAUAAGUUCCUAGACUUUGCAUUUGUGAUUGCAUGGUCGGAUAACAUGAUAAAGUGUCCAUGCCCUCAAUGUGGGUUUCAAUUUAUGCAAACAAGAGAGGAUGCGUACGACCACCUGUUGAUAAAGCCCUUUCCUGUUGGCUAUACUUUGUGGUUGCGUCAUGGUGAGAAACCAGCUGAGGAGAGCUCUACUUGCACACCGAUAGUUGAGAAACAUACACCCAAGGUGAAUCCAUAUCUUCAAAUGGUGCAUGAGGCAUUUAACUUCACAAUGCCUCCUAGAAGUGAGGAGACCAUAACAAUGGAUCCUGUAGAAGACGAUGAUAUAGAGUUGCCGUACUUGUACGAUGGUCCAAGUCGCGAGGCACAGGAUUUUGCCGAUCUUCUUGCGGAUGGAGCGGAGGAAUUAUAUCCCAGCUGCUCGAAAUACUCAAAAUUGUCUUUCCUAGUGAAGCUUUAUCACAUUAAGUGUAUGUGUGCUGUGAGUGACAAGGCUAUGUCGAUGAUUUUGGACUUAUUGCGGGAUGCAUUUGAGCAACCAAAAUUCCCGUCUACUUUGUAUGAAGCCAAGAAAACUAUCCAAAAGUUGGGGAUUAAGUGCAAAAAGGUAGAUGCAUGCCCGAAUGAUUGCAUGUUGUAUCGGGGUGAAGAUGAGGACACGACCAAAUGCAAGCAGUGUGGGACUUCACGAUGGAAGCAGAAGACGCAAAAGGGUUCCAUUACCAAACUCAAAAUACCUGUCAGCAAAAACAGAAAGCCUCUCCCAGCGAAGACUCUCCGUUACUUUCCUCUUAUACCACGACUGCAACGGUUAUUCAUGUGUAGCAAAAAUUCAUCUGACAUGUUAUGUCAUAAAGAGGCAGCUAAUAACGAUGGGUACUUGAGGCAUCCAAGGGACGCUGAAGCAUGGAAAGACUUUGAUGCAAAGUAUCUUUUUUUCUCUAACGAUGCUCGCAGUGUGCGUUUAGCUUUAGCAAGUGACGGUUUUAAUCCUUUCAGAAAUACGAGUACCUCGUAUUCCAUUUGGCCUGUGAUUCUUAUUCCGUACAAUCUUCCUCCCUGGCUAUGCAUGAAACAGGCAUAUUUUAUACUAUCUAUGAUUAUUCCCGAUCCUAAAAUGCCGGGUAACGAUAUCGAUGUUUAUUUGGAGCCCCUGGUGGAUGAGUUGAAGCAACUCUGGGAUGGCGUUGAAACUUAUGAUGCUAAUAAGGGGACCACUUUCAAGAUGCGUGCGAUGCUAAUGUGGACUAUUAGCGAUUUUUUAGGGUUGGGAAAUUAUCUAAGUGGAACACGCCAUCGCUGCUUCUUGAAUCAGGGCCAUAAAUAUAGAGUAGACCGGAUUAUAUUUGACGGACAAGUUGAAAGCAGAGAUCCACCAAAGAAGUAUUCUAGAACAGAUGUCUUAAGGCAGCAGUGUAACAUGCAAGUAUCGCUUGAGAAGAACUCAACUCUAACAGCCAAAAGAAGACGCAUUGGUGAUGAUGCAGAUCAAGAUGAUUCGUAUUGGAAAAAGAUGAGUGUGUUCUUUGAACUCCUGUACUGGAAGGAUCACAUGUUGCGUCAUAACCUUGACGUGAUGCAUAUAGAAAAGAACAUUUGUGACAAUGUGGUAUUCACUAUCUUAAACGAUAGCGUCAAAUCAAAAGAUAAUCUUAAAUCUCGCAAAGAUUUACAAAGCAUGAGCAUAAGGCCUUAA
Molecule: messenger RNA, 1752 nt
Organism: Arachis duranensis
Lineage: Eukaryota; Viridiplantae; Streptophyta; Magnoliopsida; Fabales; Fabaceae
Exons: 2
Coding region: 1-1752 (583 amino acids)
Source: RefSeq, a predicted model, not a curated record